AUGGCCUGUUGUCGGCGGAAGCGACUGAAACUUUUCGUCAGCGGCGCCGCCUUCUUGGCUGUUCUUUUUGUCUACUUCUCCGGAGGAGAAUUUGACGUUUCCCACCCCGCCGCCGCGGAGUUUUCAGACCAAGUGGACUUAAAGAGGCCGGUGUACGAGAAGCCCCCGCUGGUAUCGGACGCCCCCGGGGAGCUGGGCAAGGCUGUGGAGUUGGAGCUUAACGACGAAGAGAAGCUGAAACAAGAAGAGAGCAUCAACAAGCAUCAAAUCAAUAUUUACGUCAGUGACAGGAUCUCACUGCAUCGCCGCUUGCCGGAAAGGUGGAACCCGCUUUGCAGAGACGUGCACUACGACUACCAUUCCCUGCCGACCACCUCGGUGGUGAUCGCUUUCUACAACGAGGCCUGGUCCACGUUGCUCCGAACGGUCCACAGCGUCUUAGAGACAACGCCGGACAUUUUACUCAAAGAGUUGGUCCUUGUGGAUGACUACAGUGACCGAGAUCACCUGAAGGAGCCUUUGGAGAAGUAUCUGUCCAAUUUGCGGAAGGUGCGACUGAUUCGGGCCACUAAGCGGGAAGGCCUGGUGCGAGCCCGCCUCUUGGGGGCGUCCGUCACCACUGGCGAUGUUCUGACUUUCCUGGAUUGCCACUGCGAGUGCCACGAAGGCUGGGUGGAGCCUCUUCUCCAAAGGAUCAAGGAGGAGCCGAAGGCCGUGGUGUGUCCCGUCAUCGACUCCAUCGAUUGGAACACCUUCAAAUAUCUCGGCAACCCUAACGACCCUCAAGUUGGCGGCUUCAACUGGGGGAUGGUCUUCACGUGGCACUUCAUCCCCGAACACGAGAUGAAACGGCGGCGUUCGCCCAUCGAUGUUGUCAGGUCUCCCACUAUGGCCGGUGGUUUGUUUGCCAUCCUUAAGAGCUACUUCGCCUACUUGGGCACGUAUGACACGGGAAUGGAGGUGUGGGGAGGAGAGAACCUGGAAUUCUCCUUCCGGAUUUGGCAGUGCGGCGGCAGCCUGGAGGUCCACCCGUGCUCCCACGUGGGCCACGUGUUCCCCAGGAAAGCGCCUUAUUCGCGCAGCAAAGCGUUGUCGAACAGCGUGCGCGCCGCCGAAGUGUGGCUAGACGAGCACAAAGAGAUCUACUACCACCGAAACCCGCACGCCCGAAGGGAGUACUUUGGCGACGUGUCAGAGCGCCGCCAGCUGCGAGAGAAGCUCGGCUGCAAGAGCUUCAAGUGGUACCUGGAUAAUAUCUACCCCGAGCUUCACGUCCCGGAGGAUCGGCCCGGUUUCUUCGGGAUGCUGAGAAGCGGAGGAAAGGCCAACCUUUGUUUUGACUACAACCCGCAAGGCGAGAGCAACUCCUUCGGCAGAAGAGUCACUCUGUACCGAUGUCACGGGAUGGGGCAGAACCAGUUCUUUGAGUACUCGUCGGAAGGUGAGAUCCAUUACAACAUGAGGGGCUCCACCGCCUGCGUAGAAGGAGACAACAUUAGCACCUAUUUGACAGUUCAGGAGUGCAGCCAACGCGGCAAGCCUGUUCUCGCGCAUCAAAAGUUUCUCCUCAGAGAGGAUGGCAGCCUGCUGCACGUGGCAAGCCAGAAAUGCGUGGAAGCGCUGGCUCUGACGGACGACCACGUGCCGGCGCCUUCUCUGCAGCGUUGCUCCUCAAGCCCGCUCCAAAAUUGGUCCUUUCAAGAGAGCCUUUAA
Nerophis lumbriciformis (worm pipefish) is the source of this 1713-nucleotide messenger RNA. The record is from RefSeq and is a predicted model, not a curated record. NCBI's taxonomy places the organism in Eukaryota, Metazoa, Chordata, Actinopteri, Syngnathiformes, Syngnathidae.